Messenger RNA from Zasmidium cellare ATCC 36951, 4353 nucleotides. RefSeq lists its product as uncharacterized. The transcript is spliced from 6 exons. Gene Ontology annotation, biological process: transmembrane transport. The record is from RefSeq and is a predicted model, not a curated record. Gene Ontology annotation, cellular component: membrane. NCBI's taxonomy places the organism in Eukaryota, Fungi, Ascomycota, Dothideomycetes, Mycosphaerellales, Mycosphaerellaceae. Bases 1 to 4353 code for a protein of 1450 amino acids. Gene Ontology annotation, molecular function: ABC-type transporter activity; ATP binding; ATP hydrolysis activity.
AUGAGUCUGGCCAUUGGAGAAGACACGAGCAAUCAAGAUGGAGCCUCCGAAACGAAGGACGAACCGCGGGACGUGGAUGAACCAUAUCAAGAAGAGCACAGACAUUCGGAAAUCGCUGAGCUGGCAAAGAAUUUGAGACGCACAACGACAAACUGGUCUCAAAUUCCUGACACCCCAUUCAACCCUUUACCAGACUCCACGCUCGACCCCCAUUCCAGCAACUUCAGAAGCCGUGACUGGAUCAAGUCGAUCGUCAAGCUCACGGCGGCCGAAGACAGCUUGCCUCCACGUCGAGCUGGCAUUGCAUUCAAAGAUCUCCACGUCUUUGGAUACGGCACUGCGACCGACUAUCAGAAGGAUGUGGGCAAUGUGUGGCUCGACGCAUUUGGCCAGGUUCAACACACACUGGGCCUGGCAAGAUCUCGGAAGAUUGACAUCCUCCAUAACCUGGAAGGCUUGCUCGACAGUGGAGAGAUGCUGGUCGUACUUGGCCCGCCAGGAGCGGGCUGCUCAUCCUUCUUGAAGACAGUUACUGGGGAGACCAACGGCCUUCAUAUCGAGCAGAAGUCUUCGAUCAAUUACAAAGGCAUCCCAGCUCGAGAAAUGCACAGAUAUUUCAGGGGUGAAGCGAUCUAUACUGCAGAGAAUGACGUUCACUUCCCCUUCUUGACCGUCGGCGAUACGCUGUACUUUGCUGCUCGGGCAAGAGCUCCUCGCUCCCUUCCGGGCGAUGCUAGUAAACAGCAAUGGGCCACACACUUGAGGGAUGUGAUCAUGGCCGCUUUCGGAAUCUCGCACACAGGCCAUACCCGUGUGGGCAAUGACUUUGUGCGAGGCGUCUCCGGCGGCGAGAGGAAGCGGGUGUCGAUUGCAGAGGCGAUUCUUAGUGGAGCGCCGUUGCAGGCGUGGGACAACUCAACGAGAGGGCUUGACAGCGCCAAUGCUAUCGAAUUCUGCAAGACUGUAAGGCUAAGUACAGAGUUCACAGGCUGUGCAGCCGCCGUAGCUUUGUAUCAGGCUCCUCAGGCGGCAUUCGAUACUUUCGACAAAGCACUGGUCCUGUAUGAGGGACGGCAAAUCUUCUACGGCAGCACGGGACAUGCACGAGAAUAUUUCGAACGACUCGGAUUUGUCUGCCCAGACCGUCAGACCACCGCCGAUUUUCUCACGUCGAUGACAUCGUCCCAAGAGCGUGUCAUCAGACAGGGCUUCGAAGGGACAGCUCCACGAACAGCAGACGACUUCGCAGCUGCUUGGCAAGCAAGUACCGAGCGGUUUCAGCUUCUGCAAGAGAUUGACAAAUUCAACGAGGAGAACGUGUAUUACGGCGAAAACUAUGACAACUUCGUCGCAUCUCGUAAAGCUCAACAAGCACGGGGCCAACGGCUGAAAUCUCCCUUCACGCUCAACUACGCGCAGCAAGUGCAGCUUUGCAUCUGGAGAGCCUGGCGGCGCUUGAUAGGAGACCCUUCUUACAUCUUCACGCUGCUGUUUGGCAACUUCGUGCUCAGCCUCAUCAUCGGGUCCGUGUUCUACAACAUGCAGCCCAGUACGGACUCCUUUUACUCUCGCGGUGCGGUGCUCUUCUUUGCCAUCUUGCUAAUUGCUUUUGGCUCGGCGCUGGAGAUCCUCACGCUGUUCUCGCAGCGGCCCAUCGUGGAGAAGCAUACUCGAUACGCCUUCUACCAUCCUUCCGCCGAGGGUAUGGCUUCGAUGUUAGCCGAUGUCCCCUACAAGACGCUCAACGCUAUUGUGUCUAAUCUUACCCUCUACUUCAUGGUCAACUUGAGGCGGUCGCCCGGCUCAUUCUUCUUCUUCUUGCUCAUUGUGUUCUUUGUCAAUCUCACGAUGAGCAUGUUAUUUCGUUGCAUGGCUUCCCUUUCGAGGAUCCUACCCCAAGCUCUAGUACCAGCCGCAGUGGUUAUGCUCAUCACCGUAGCCUUUAGUGGCUUCGUGCUGCCAGUCGACUACAUGCUUGGUUGGUGCCGGUGGCUGAACUGGCUGGAUCCCGUGGCGUAUGCCUUCGAAUCACUGGUCAUCAACGAAUUUCACAACCGCAAUUUCACCUGUUCGCAAGUCGUGCCACCUUAUGGCUCGCUUUCGGAAAACACCCAAGUGUGCUCGGCGGUGGGAUCUCAGCCAGGCUUGGAUAUUGUGGAAGGUGACGCUUUCAUGAACUCCAGCUAUCAGUACUAUGCCUCCCACAAAUGGCGGAAUUUUGGCAUCAUGCUGGGCUUCAUGGUGUUUUUCAUGGUCGUCGGCCUUGCGGCUACUGAAGUCAUCACGCAGAAGCCGAGCAGUGGCGAAGUGCUCGUGUUUCGUCGCGGUCAUGGCUCUGCACGGAACGAUUCAAGAAAAGACGAGGAGAGUGUGCAGAUUGGAUGCGGCGGCGCUCAAACUCAGCAGCAACCGGAGAAAGUCGACACUUCACACACGAUUGAGAAACAGACCUCAGUCUUCAGCUGGAAGGAUGUUUGUUACGACAUCAAAGUUGCCGGCGGAAAGGAACGACGUAUUCUGGACCAAGUCGAUGGGUGGGUGAAACCAGGCGUUUUGACCGCUCUUAUGGGCGUCUCAGGAGCGGGCAAAACAACUCUCCUUGACGCUCUGGCUUCCCGUACUACGAUAGGUGUCGUGAGUGGCGACAUGCUUGUCGAUGGGAAGCCGCGGGAUUCGUCUUUUCAAAGGAGAACGGGCUACGUACAGCAACAAGACCUGCACCUUCAAACCUCGACGGUUCGGGAGGCUCUCAGCUUUAGCGCUCUACUUCGACAACCUGACUAUGUCUCUCGCAAGGACAAGCUCGAUUAUGUGGAGGAGGUCAUUGACCUUCUAGGCAUGAGAGAAUAUGCAGGGGCAGUCGUGGGAGUACCCGGGGAGGGUCUCAAUGUCGAGCAGCGGAAACGCCUCACUAUUGGCGUGGAGCUUGCAGCGAGACCUGGCCUUCUUAUGUUCUUCGAUGAACCAACUUCAGGUCUCGAUUCGCAGACGUCGUGGUCGAUCCUGGACUUCCUCGUCAAGUUGAAAGAAUCCGGCCAAGCGAUCCUGUGCACUAUCCAUCAACCAUCGGCGAUGCUAUUUCAACGAUUCGAUCGUCUACUGUUCCUCGCCAAGGGCGGCAAGACAGUGUAUUUCGGCGACAUUGGCCAGAAUUCGCGAGUACUCGUAGAGUACUUUGAACGUUAUGGGGCUCCUCGCUGCGGUGACACUACGAAUCCUGCAGAGUGGAUGCUGCAAGUCAUCGGUGCUGCUCCAGGCUCACAUACGGAGCUCGACUGGGUUCAAACCUGGCGAGAGAGUCCAGAGUAUGAACAGGUGCAGUUAGAGCUUCGCAGACUUGCAGAGCGACAAGCAGAAACCCGCAUUGGGGAUAAGCACGAUGAUGGAGAAGAACAACAGCAAUACUGGGAGUUCGCAACGCCCCUGACCAAGCAGCUCUAUGAAGUAACCAUCCGGGUCUUUCUGCAGUACUGGCGCACACCAUCUUAUGUUUACUCCAAGAUCGCCCUCUGUCUAUUCUCCACCCUUCUUAUCGGGUUGAUCUACCUCAACGCCCCAAACACCCACCAAGGGCUGACCAAUCAAUCAUUUUCCGUCUUUCUCUUGUUCACAAUCCUCGGCCAGCUCGUCCAGCAGAUGAUGCCAUUAUUCGUAACACAAAGAGCUCUAUACGAAGCCCGUGAACGCCCAUCGAAGGUCUAUACAUGGAAGGCCUUCAUCUUCUCCAACCUCGUCGUAGAGCUCGCCUGGAACGCCCUCAUGGCCGUCAUCAUGUUCGUCUGCUUCUACUACCCCAUCGGGCUCCAAAACAACGCCGUCCCAACGGACACCCACAUGGUCAUCGUCGGCGUCAGCGACGCGGAAACCGGAGGCAGCCUCGCGAACCUUCUCGUCAUCCUCUCCCUGAUUUUCUGCGGCGUCCUGGCACGCCCUUCCAGCCUACCUGGUUUCUGGAUCUUCAUGUACCGCGUCAGCCCAUUCACCUACUUGAUCGGAGGCAUGCUAGGCACUGGCGUCGCGAACGCUGCCACACGGUGUGCAGAUAACGAGCUGCUGCGAUUCGACCCACCUGUCAAUCAGACCUGCGGCGAGUACAUGGCGCCCUAUAUCGUUGGUACGAACGACCAGGUGGGCGCGGGAGGUUAUGUUAUGGACCCUACCUCCAGGAGUGAUUGUGCGUAUUGCACGUAUGGCGACACCAAUGUCUUCCUGCAGAGCUUGAGUAUCUCGUAUGGAGACUCGUGGCGGGAUUUUGGGAUUGUGUGGGCUUAUAUUGUGUUCAAUGCGGCGGCAGCGGUUUUUCUUUAUUGGGCGGCAAGGGUGCCCAAGAAGCGGAAAGAGAAGAUGCAGUAG